Molecule: messenger RNA, 815 nt
Organism: Oppia nitens
Lineage: Eukaryota; Metazoa; Arthropoda; Arachnida; Sarcoptiformes; Oppiidae
Exons: 3
Coding region: 65-793 (242 amino acids)
Source: RefSeq, a predicted model, not a curated record
GUUUAUAGGUUUACGAUAGAAAGUAAAAUUUUGGUUUAGUUAUCAAAAUAUUUUAUUUGCAAAAAUGUUGACCAACUAUAUUAUAUUACUUAAUUGUGUAUUAUAUUUAUCGGUGAAUAAAGCAGUGUCACAAAAGUAUGAUUGCAAACGGGGUCGGGAUAUAUCAGACAUUGCCACCAAAGAUAUGUUUUUAUUUGCCGCCGAAAAUCGCAAAUUUCCUAUCAAUGCACAAGAAAUGAAACAAUUUUGCAAAGAAUCUCCUGAACUCGAUAUAAAAGUUAAGACAUUUAAUGACAAUUGUCUGAAAGGAAUUACAAAACAAAUAUCAAAUUUAUACGUUUAUUCUGUAAACAAGUUUGCGUCCGGAGUCUGCAAAUCCAAGCGCCGGACCAUUGAAUUUCUGUCAAUAGGUCAGUGCGGGAAUGCGGCCAAUAAAAGCAAUAAAAAAUGUUGGGAUAACUGGUUGUUUACUACGGAUUCUAUCGGAGAUAUUAAAGAUGAUAAGCUAAAGAUACCCUUAAGUUGCUGUUUAGUGGCGCGGAUGAGGUCGUGUUUGGAACAGUCGUUUGAAAAGAAACCAAAACAAUGCAAAAAACAACACAUAGAGGUAUUGGAUAACAUGUUUAACACAUUUUUAGUCGAUUCUAUGGCUAUGCUUUGCGGUGACUAUACAGAGGAUGGAGACAAAUGUGAUAAAAUUGUUAACAAAAUACCUAAUCGACCGUUUGAUCCAAAAAAGAAAUUGUCGCCAAUAAUCAUUAUGACUAAAAUAUUGUCUUCAUUUCCAGAAUAAUGAUUAAAUAAUAAUUAAAUUA